Messenger RNA from Podospora anserina S mat+, 318 nucleotides. RefSeq lists its product as uncharacterized. The transcript has 2 exons. The record is from RefSeq and is a predicted model, not a curated record. The coding region runs from base 1 to 318 and encodes 105 amino acids. NCBI's taxonomy places the organism in Eukaryota, Fungi, Ascomycota, Sordariomycetes, Sordariales, Podosporaceae.
AUGAGGACGGCCUGGAUCUCUUCAAGAUGCCGACAACUUGAAUCACCCAUAGAACGGCCUGCAUUCGAGUUCGCUGUUAUCUACUUCCACCACUCACAAGAUUGGGAACUGUCCACGGAAAUGAUGGAGGACACACUUCAGCUCGAAUCCACACAAAACCUUCCAGCGAGGGCCAUAGACCCUCUCAAGCUGAUAGGCCUGUUACGUUCCCAGUUUGGACUUGGUCGCUAUGAGAUAUCGAUGAUCAGAAGCUCCUACAACAUCCGCAUCCCCAGACAGCUUUCUCUGGACGAAAUCGCACAGUGCAGAGGGGUCUAA